GUGACUUCAAUACAAUAUUCUUUUUAAAGAAAACACCAUUUGCCAAACGCUAACCCAAUAACAGAAACAACCACUCCAAUGAAUCUCUAAAAAGUCUCAUAAACUUUGGCUCUGAUCCACUCAUGGCCACAGAAACUCUACUUUCAGAAGAAACUGUAGAUGGGUCUGUCGACUACAGAGGCCGUCGGGUCUCCAGAUUCAACUCCGGCGGCUGGAGAUCAGCCUCUUUCAUUAUAGGGACUGAAGCGGCGGAGAGAUUUGCCUAUCAUGGAGUACUAUCAAAUCUUAUAACAUAUUUAACGGGGCCUCUUGGUGAGUCCACGGCGACGGCUGCUGAGAAUGUGAACUUGUGGUCUGGCACUGCCACGCUUAUUCCUCUUCUAGGAGGGGCUGUAGCUGAUUCUUUUCUUGGGAGAUAUUAUACCAUCCUUCUUGCUUCCCUCAUCUACAUCUUGGGACUAAGCUUGUUGACGCUUUCGGCUUUCUUAACAUCUCUCAGUAAUGUCAAUGGCCAAAACAAUCUUUCCACAGAAUCAUAUUCUCCCCAAACAGUCAUAUUUUUCAUCUCCCUAUAUCUCGUUGCUGUAGGGCAAGGUGGGCACAAGCCUUGCCUUAUGGCAUUCGGAGCCGAUCAAUUCGAUGGAAAAAACUCAGAAGAAAGCAAAUCCAAAAGCUCUUUCUUCAAUUGGUGGUACUUCAGUUUAUCUAUAGCUAUCAUGUCGUCUCUCGUGGUGGUAGUCUACAUUCAAGACAACAUUAAUUGGAUCCUUGGAUUUGGAGUUCCCUGUGCAGUAAUGGUAGCUUCACUUGUUAUUUUCUUGGUUGGAACUAAGACCUAUAGAUUUACUGUUAAAAGGAAUGAGAAAAAUCCAUUUGGAAGAAUCAGUCGAGUGUUCGUUGCAGCAGCUAAGAAUUGGAAAACUUCUUCUUUAGUGAUGGGUAGUGAAGAUCAUGAAGCUCGAGCUAUCCUCCCUCAACAAAACAAUUCUCAGCAAUUCAAGUUCCUCAACAAAGCUUUAGAUGAAAAAGAUGAUUCGUUGGAAGAUGGGAAAAUGUGCAGCCUGAAUGAUGUUGAAGAUGCCAAGGCAUUAUUAAGGCUUGCACCCAUAUGGGUCACAAGCUUGGGAUAUGCCAUUGUGUUUGCUCAGUCCACCACUUUCUUCACAAAGCAAGGAGCAACCAUGGACAGAACAAUUUUCAAAGGCUUCGUAAUUCCAUCAGCUUCGCUUCAAUUCUUCAUCGGUGUUUCCAUCGUCCUCCUCAUGCCAAUCUACGACCGCAUGUUUGUUCCCAUAGCAAGAGCAAUAACCCAGAAACCCUCCGGAAUCACAAUGCUUCAAAGAAUCGGAACUGGGAUGCUUUUAUCAACCAUUUCCAUGGUAAUUGCAGCAUUAGUCGAAAUGAAAAGGCUUGAAACCGCUAAAGAAUAUGGACUAGUUGAUGAGCCAAAUGCCAUAAUUCCCAUGAGUGUGUGGUGGUUGAUUCCUCAAUAUCUCUUGCUUGGGCUUGCAGAUGUGUUCACCAUAGUUGGUCUUCAAGAGUUUUUCUGUGAUCAAGUGCCCAAAGAUUUGAGGAGUUUUGGUCUCUCUCUUUAUUUCAGCAUAAUUGGAGUAGGGAGCUUUUUAAGCAGCUUUCUUGUGUCGAUAAUAAAUAAAGCUACAGGUGGAGAAGGCAGAGAGAGUUGGUUUGCUAAUAAUCUGAAUCAGGCACAUCUUGAUUACUUUUACUGGUUACUUGCUGGACUUAGUGCAUUAGGUUUAGCUGCCUAUUUGCAUUCUUCUAAGUCUUACAUUUAUAAGAGGGAAGAUAAUGUUAAUGUUUCUCAACAAAGCCUUGCUUCACCAGAUGGUUCAAAGGAAUAUGGGAAGUUGUGUGGCAUCAGUGAAGUUGAAGAAGCAAAAGCAUUUCUCAGGCUUGUUCCAAUAUGGGUUACAAGCUUGGUGUAUGCAAUCGUGUUUGCUCAAUCUUCAACUUUCUUUACAAAGCAAGGAGUUACAAUGGACAGAUCAAUUGCACCAAGCUACGUACCAGCUGCUUCACUUCAAUCCUUCAUCAGCCUUGCCAUUUUUCUCAUUCCAAUCUAUGACCGUGUUUUUGUUCCAAUUGCAAGAACCUUUACCGGGAAACCUGCUGGCAUUACAAUGCUUCAAAGAAUUGGAACUGUAUGUUUUUAUCUGUUUUUGGUCGUGGUGAUUGCAGCUUUAGUUGAGAUGAAGAGACUUAAAACUGCUGAAGAAUAUGGACUGAUUGACAAGCCAAAUGUGACAAUUCCAAUGAGUGUGUGCUGGUUGAUUCCUCAAUAUAUCUUGUUUGGUGUUGCUGAUGCUUUCACCAUGGUAGGUCUUCAAGAAUUUUUCUAUGAUCAAGUCCCAUCUGAAUUAAGGAGUGUAGGUCUCUCACUAUACCUCAGUAUCUUCGGUGUUGGGAGCUUUCUUAGCAGCUUUCUAAUAUCUGCCAUUGAGAAAGCAACUGGUGGAAAUGGCCAUGAAAGCUGGUUUUCUAAUAAUCUCAACAAGGCACAUCUUGAUUACUUCUAUUGGCUUCUCGCUGGACUGAGUGUUAUAGAAUUUGUAGUCUACUUGUAUUUUGCAAAAUCAUACAUUUAUAAUAAAGGAAGCACAAUAUGAAUGGACUGCCCUGUAA
Molecule: messenger RNA, 2643 nt
Organism: Pistacia vera
Lineage: Eukaryota; Viridiplantae; Streptophyta; Magnoliopsida; Sapindales; Anacardiaceae
Product: protein NRT1/ PTR FAMILY 5.10-like
Biological process (GO): transmembrane transport; dipeptide transport
Cellular component (GO): membrane
Molecular function (GO): dipeptide transmembrane transporter activity; tripeptide transmembrane transporter activity
Source: RefSeq, a predicted model, not a curated record